CGCUGCCCAAUUUAUUACUCCUACUCCCAGAGUGGUAGCGCUCCGAGGAACGUACUCCUGGCGAACAGCUCAUGCUCCACGCUGAUCCCACUCACUCGACCGAGCCAACCCAAACCUCCAAGAUUUAACGCCGCCGUCUUCAAAAGCCACCCACAGGGAUCCCUCCCAUUGUCUCUCUUCUCCUCGAUCGAUCCGAAGAUGGCUUCUGCUGCCCGCGUGCUGACGCCAAUGGCGCUGCUGCUCUCGCUCGCGCUCCAGCUCGCGGCGGCCGCGGUGUCGCCCCCCGGUCCCAGACCCACCUUCCCGGGCGACGCGGCCGCACUGGCGUCGCUGAAAGCCGCCGUGGACGCCGCCACCGUCCCGUCCUACUCCUGCCUCGCCUCGUGGGACUUCUCCCGCGACCCCUGCGCCGCCUUCCCCUGCGGCGUCCACUGCAACACACCCCCCAACUCGUCCCACCAGCGCGUCGCCGGCGUCUCCCUCGACCCCGCGGGGUACUCCGGCACGCUCCCGGCGCCCGUCUUCGCCUCGCUCCCUUUCCUCCAGACCCUCUCCCUCCGUGGCAACCGCUUCCACGGCUCGCUGCCAGCGGGGGUGGCGCUGCCUCCGAGCCUCCGCGUCCUCGUCCUCUCCGGCAACGACUUCUCCGGCGAGAUACCGACGUCCCUCUUCACCCCGGCCUCGUCGCUCGACGAGCUCGACCUCUCCCGCAACGCGUUCACCGGCGCGAUACCGCCUCAGGUCGCGUCCUUGGGCGCCCUGACGCGGAUGGAGCUGCAGCACAACCGCCUCACCGGGAGCCUGCCGUCGAUGGGCAAGAUGCGCUCCCUCGUCCACCUCGACGUCAGCGACAACAAGCUGUCCGGCCCGCUGCUGGACGCGCCCGGGCGGCUGCCUCCGACGGUCCUGGCCGUCGUGGCGCGUGACAACAGGCUCUCUGGGCCGUUGCAAGCCGCGGCCUUCCACGCUCUCCCUGAGAUGCAGGUGCUGGACCUCACCAACAAUGCGGUCACCGGCGCGGUCCCCGGCGCGGCGUUCGAGCACCCGGCGCUGGCGCAGCUGCGGCUGGGAUCCAACCAGCUCGGGACGGUGGAAGAGGCGUCCGACGGCGUCGCGUCGAGCCAGCUCCUGGAGGUGGACCUCAGCGGCAACAGAAUCACGGGGCGGCUGCCCAGGUGCCUCGGGGCGAUUCCGCGUCUCAGGACGGUGGGGCUCGACCGGAACCAGUUCGUCGGAGGCGUGCCGAAGCAGUACGCCGUGCGGGCCGCGGCGGUGGAGGUCGUCGACGGGAAGGCGCCGUUUGCGAAGCUGAUGCUGCAAGGGAACUACCUCUGCGGAGGCCUGCCCAGUGAGCUGAGGCAGAUGGAGGAGGGCGGCGCCAUGGUGAGCCUGGCGGACAAUUGCUUGCUGAAGUGUCCGCACAAGUUCUUCUUCUGCCAGGGGCCGCCGCAGAAGAACCGUGCCGCAUGUCCCAAGUGCGAACCGUGAGAGGUUCCAUACUGUAGAUAACGCAUUCAUAUCGUAUACCUUAGUUUCAUCGGGUACUAUCCGGAUGAUGAACUUUAUUGAUCGAAUAAUACAUGUAGCUUUGCUUGAA
This is a messenger RNA of Aegilops tauschii subsp. strangulata, 1597 nucleotides long. RefSeq lists its product as uncharacterized. Gene Ontology annotation, molecular function: protein binding. NCBI's taxonomy places the organism in Eukaryota, Viridiplantae, Streptophyta, Magnoliopsida, Poales, Poaceae. The record is from RefSeq and is a predicted model, not a curated record.